UGCGCGGCUCGGCGCGCGCGGCUUCUUAAAUAUGGCGGCGGCGGUGUAAAGUCCGUUCCUGGCUCACGGGACCAGCGGGACAGAAUUUCAUUGCUCUUGCCGACAGGACCCAAGAUCCAAUGGAUGUCAAGAAGGAGACUCGAGAGAAAACUCAUUCAUCCACAUCUUCUGUGCAAAGUGAUGAUUUUGACUGGAACAUGUAUUUGAAAGAGACUGGAUCUCUAAGUGCCCCCUCAGAGUGCUUCAGACAGUCUAAGAUUCCUCCUGCUAAUGACUUCGAAGUUGGUAUGAAAUUAGAAGCCCAUGACCCUCGCAAUGCUACUUCAGUGUGUAUUGCCACAGUUAUUGGAAUUUCUGGGGCCAGAUUAAAUUUACGGCUGGAUGGUAGUGACAGUAGUAAUGAUUUUUGGAGGCUUGUUGAUUCCUCAGACAUACAGCCUGUUGGAACAUGUGAAAAGCAAGGAAACUUACUUCAGCCUCCACUAGGGUACCAGAUGAAUGUAUCAUCUUGGCCAGUGUUCCUUUUCCGAACACUAAAUGGAUCUGAGCUGGCACCUGCAACAAUCUUCAAGAAGGAACCACCAAAGCCACCCCUAAAUAAUUUUAAAGUGGGGAUGAAACUGGAAGCUACUGACAGAAAGAACCCAUAUUUCAUCUGCCCAGCAACAAUUGGAGGUGUUAAAGGAGAUGAAGUUUACAUCACGUUUGAUGGCUGGAGUGGAGUAUUUGAUUAUUGGUGCAAGUAUGAUUCUAGAGAAAUUUUCCCAGUUGGGUGGUGUUGCCUGACAGGAGAUGUAUUACACCCACCAGGAAAUAAGGUUCCUAUUGCAAAGAAUACAAAAAAAAUAGAAUCUUCCCCUUUUGACGCAACCCAGCAUUCAAUGCAGUCUCCACAGGAAACUGCUGUAAUACUGCCAACACAACAGAUCAGGAAAUCGGCUCGAAUUAAUAAACCACCUGGACCUACUCCAGCCCCUGAGAAGGGCAGUACUUUUAAAAAUAUACCAAAGAAAAAAAGUCAAAGCUCAGGAAAAAAGGAAAAAACUAUACCUGUGUUGUGUUCUACAUCUACAACUUCUCUAAGAACACUGGCAAGAAUUUCACGGGAUAGGAAUGUCAGUGCUGCUCCAUCUAAAAUAGUGAUGUCCACAGUCUGUGUUUAUAUAAACAAACAUGGAAACCCUGGCCCUCACCUGGACCCAAGGAGAAUCCAACAGCUACCUGAUCACUUUGGCCCAGGCCCUGUAAAUGUGGUGCUCCGGCGGACUGUGCAAGCCUGCGUGGAUUGUGCCUUUGAGUCAAAGACCGUUUUUGGGUUUCUUAAGCCAGAUAAUCGUGGAGGAGAAGUCAUAACUGCCUCUUUUGAUGGGGAAGUUCAUUCCAUCCAGCUGCCUCCAGUAAAUAGUGCAUCCUUUGCUCUUCGCUUUCUUGAGACUUUGUGCCAUAGCCUGCAGUGUGAUAACCUUUUGAGUAGCCAGCCUUUCAGCUCUUACAGGGGUAAUAUCCAAAGCCCUGUGGAACAUGAUAAAAAUAUAUCAGUGAAAGAAGAAAUACCAGAAAAGCAGAGCAUCAAACGAUCUGAACCUAUACCUUGUGUCAUUCCUAUCUCUGCUAAACAGCCCAAAACAGUGCAUGUUUGGAAAGAAGAACCAUUGUCUCCUGAGGGAAAAGACAUGCCCAAAGAGGAAGAGCUUAAAAAAUUGAAGAAUUCAUCAUUAAAUUCAGAAGAUUCUUUGAAUGCUACCUGUAGCGAUCUUACAUAUACGUCCGUCCAUAGGGUUUUUUCUCAAAAUGAGCCAGGCACCUCAAGUUCAACACUAGCGGAGACCAAAUCGUCUACCAUGAGCAGUUACUGUGAAGCUAAAUUCCAAAUGCAGAGGAAAAAUGAAGCUCCAAGUUAUAUAGCUGUACCUGACCCCAGUGUCCUAAAACAAGGCUUCUCUAAGGACCCUUCAACCUGGUCUGUGGAUGAAGUGAUACAGUUUAUGAAACAUACAGAUCCUCAGAUAUCGGACCCCCUCGCUGACCUCUUCAGGCAACAUGAGAUUGAUGGGAAAGCUCUGCUUCUACUCAAGAGUGACGUGAUGAUGAAGUAUAUGGGGCUGAAGCUGGGACCAGCAAUAAAGCUAUGUUACUACAUUGAAAAGCUUAAAGAAGGAAAAUAUAAUUGAAAAAAAGUAUCAGUUUAGAUUGGACAUAAUUCUCAGGUGUACUGAUAACAUUUUAAUUUAAAAGUAGUUUUCUUAGCAAUUUUUAUUUCAUAGAAGAUUCCUAUAAAAAUGGUUUGUCAGAAUUGCUGAAUUAUAUUAACAGUCCAGUCUGUUUCUUUAAAAGCCAUUUAACAUGUUAGUAUUAGCAUACUCAAAUUAGCAGUUCAUUUGUAUCUUCUUGUUUUCAUUAUAUAUUUUACAAAUAUACUUCAUGCAGUAAGCAGAAAAACUUGAUUUGGAUUAAUCUUUAUAUUUAGAACCAAAACAGCUAAAUCCCAAAGAGGAAAAUAUUAGAGAUUUAACAACUUUUAUAAUUCAAUCCUUGAGAAUUUUUCCUCAGAAGAAAAUUUAAAGAUGUACCUGUAGCUAUCAUUUCUUUCUCAGAUAUUUUCUCUCUGAUUUUACAGUGUUCUGUUCAUGUUUUAAGAAUUCCUAGAAAAGGAAUAGCCAUAUAAAUUAUUUUCCUUCCUGUUGUUUGUUCUUCUAAAGUUGUAUUUGUUCAUAUUUAAAGGGAAAAAGCAAGCUUAUAAGCAUUCAUAAAGUGUUCUUACUCAUUUUUAUAAUUUUUAGAAAUAAGACUGUUAGAAUGAUCAUUUUGUGCAGGUCUUUAUACUAUAGGAGUGGUUUGGAUAGAGUAGGAUUAAGUUUUUUCACAAAAAUACAUAUAUUUGCAAACCUAUAUUUUUGCUAAGCUUAGACAUUAACUAGGCAUUUCACAUAUCUCUGUAUCUGUGUCCAAAUUUUUAAGAGAUAUAUAUUUUAUUGUUUAUUUCUCAUAUAUAUACUAUUCUAUACUUGUAGGUAUACACAAGUAAAUGAACUUAAUAUGGCACUUUGCACUGCCACAGGGGUAAGAAUGUGCUAUGAAUAUAGUUAGAUGUUUUUAUUCCACAAAAAUCUGUGCAUCAUUUGCUGUCACCAGUACUGCUCAGCUUGCUCUUCAGGUGAUAAGAAACAAUGUGUAGAUUGCUUUCCAUGCAGGGAUGUUCUCUACCCUAUGCAAUGUUUCUUACUAAUUUGCUUGGUUUUGAGCCAUUUAUUCUGCUACAUUUUAGGAAAUACAUCAGUUCUGACUUACUAUUUUGGUCUUUGAAAGUUAGAACUUUCAAGGGGAAAGGGUGCUAUAUGUUUAUUGUUACUACUUGGUGAAGUAUUAAUAAGCUAUGAAAAUUGGUUAUAAAAGUAUUAGCCAUCUGUUUUAAAUGCCAAAAUGUUCACCAGGGAAAGAAUGUACAUUUUCUUUCUAGAAAACUAAGUGUACUUUAGAUAAGAAUGCAAUUAUUUGAAGGAUCAGUUUGUCUGUUACUCCUUAUGAGACUAGAUUCUCAAACUUGAUCUUCUUUCAAAUUGUUUGUAUGAAGAUACUGUGCCCAUUUAAACAGUCCUCAGGUUUAUAUAAAUGCUGUGUUUUACAGUUUUCAUGUUUUAAAAUAUAAUAAAGUCAAAUAGCUACAACA
Molecule: messenger RNA, 3667 nt
Organism: Heterocephalus glaber (naked mole-rat)
Lineage: Eukaryota; Metazoa; Chordata; Mammalia; Rodentia; Bathyergidae
Gene: Scml2
Product: Scm polycomb group protein like 2
Biological process (GO): negative regulation of DNA-templated transcription
Cellular component (GO): nucleus
Molecular function (GO): histone binding; chromatin binding
Source: RefSeq, a predicted model, not a curated record